Messenger RNA from Phlebotomus argentipes, 1567 nucleotides. RefSeq lists its product as uncharacterized. The record is from RefSeq and is a predicted model, not a curated record. The coding region runs from base 551 to 1135 and encodes 194 amino acids. The transcript is spliced from 4 exons. NCBI's taxonomy places the organism in Eukaryota, Metazoa, Arthropoda, Insecta, Diptera, Psychodidae. Gene Ontology annotation, cellular component: extracellular region. Gene Ontology annotation, molecular function: chitin binding.
GCCUCUCACAUGUGCUUACUAGUUGCAACUCGCGAAGCUUAGAGGCGACUCAAGCAAUCUCAAUAUUGUAAGAUCAACCAGUGUGAGGUGAGUUACACUCUAAGGCGGCGGCAAAAAGCACACCGAGUCUGGAGCUCGCGCUCUCAACACUUCUUUAUAGUUUGCAUCUUCAAUCAAAAAAAAAACCAGAAGAGUGACACAAUUCGGAGGAUUUCUUCGCAAAGACAUUUGUUUCAAAGUGCAUUGAAAAAGUGUGAUUUUUUGAAUUCUUCUUUUUCGUGUUAUUUCAUGCCUCUUCGGGGCAUUAUGUAUUACACAGUUCAAACAUAGGUCGUCAUUAUCCCAAUCAUCCUCUCUAAACCCUCUCUCUCUCUCUCUCCCCCACAAUCUUACAAUCCCACGUCGACCUAGCAAUUGGAACUCAGAAUUUGUGCCAAGUGACUCUAACCCACCAACUGGAUAAAACCACUCAACAAUCCUUGGAAGUUGCAUCUUCACAUCACAGCAGAUCCACCGUAAUUUGUGUGACACAAUCACCUCGACAGCCAUAAUGAUUUUCCGUGUCUCACUAAUUGCUCUGUGCAUCUUUGGAUACAGCGUACUGACCACAGAUUCCAAGGAGUCCGUGAGAUCAAAGAGAGCCAAACGCCCUCGAGCACCAUCGAUUACGGAAUAUCGUCCAGAGCCCAAGCAGAACCUCGAAGAGCCCCGAGAUGACCAGCAACCCGUAGACAUCCCACCAGGCUUCCUCUCGCCAUCCGUUCGCGAAUACCUCGAGCUGGGCAGAUCCAUUCCCGGUCGUCCCGGCACUGACUAUCCCAUCCUCUCGGCAAUCCCCUACACGAACUUCUACUGUGACGACCAACCAUAUCCGGGCUUCUUCGCCGAUAUGGAUACAAGAUGUCAAGGAUGGCAUUAUUGUGACAUUGAUGGACGGCAAGCGAGUUUCCUCUGCCCGAAUGGAACACAAUUCUCCCAAGCAGUUUUCGUCUGUGACUGGUGGUUUAACGUACGCUGUGAUCUCUCACCCCGCCUCUACUCCAUCAAUGCGCGCCUCUAUCAAACACCCAAAGUCAACCCAACGCGACCACAUCGAAUCAUUACAAAGCAACUGAUUGAUGAUAUUUUCAAUUAAUUGCAUCAUCACACCGACAAUUGCACUCAAACAGCUGAGAUACAACCGUCUCCACCUUCUUUGCCCCACACUUCACUCUACCCAGCAUCAAUUAGCGGGUUAAUUAAAAGAUUUUGCCAAGUAUAAAAAAAGGGCCCCACCACAAUUUUUUAGGAGAGCUGAGGAUGAAGAUGAAGAAAAAAAAAUAUCUAGAGCAGUGCCAUCCAAUCACUUUUCUUUGAAAAAAUCAUUUCUUCCACCAUCAUUACAUGUUAUAAAAUAAAAUGCAGCAGAAAGAUGAACAGAAGCAGAGAAGAAGUACAAGUAAUUUGGCUCAUUAAAUCUCAUCUAAGGUGUUAAUUUAAGAUACAAAUUCCUUGUAAAUAUACUGUAUAAGAUUUUUUUAUAUGCCCACAAAGAAGUGAUUAAGAGAUUAUGAAUAAAAACAUGAGC